Molecule: messenger RNA, 1612 nt
Organism: Octopus bimaculoides (California two-spot octopus)
Lineage: Eukaryota; Metazoa; Mollusca; Cephalopoda; Octopoda; Octopodidae
Product: cell cycle checkpoint protein RAD1
Biological process (GO): DNA damage checkpoint signaling; DNA repair
Cellular component (GO): checkpoint clamp complex; nucleus
Source: RefSeq, a predicted model, not a curated record
AUCAUCAUAGGAUGCAAAUGGAACAACAUCAUGGCUGUGUAUACUGGAGAUGUAGUAGAAGAGAAUGACGAGAGUCGGUGUCCGUUGGAAGAGGCACGUGGUUGGAAAGGGGAGCCCUUCCACUUAGAAAUCUGAUUUUAUCUGUAAGGAUGAACUAGAAAUUGGUGCUACUGCAGCAGUAGAUUAUAAAAAUUAUUUACGGGAUGUUUGCGCAGACGAUUUGUUCUGCAAUCCAAUGAAGAUUGGUGGUUCUGGCAGAAUUGUUGAAAUAGGUGGGUCAAAUAAUGCUGCCCGAACAAUGGGUUCUGGGCGAUGUGUGUCGCGAAACUCGAGAAGUUGUUCCUUUCGUCAUACCUUUUCGGGAUUAUAACACACUUCAUCAAUCAAUUCUGCCAGGAACAACUACUUACAGUGGCCUAUGGUUGCUACAGUUUUUGCUAGUGAGCUUGGUCUGAAGGUGACAGUUGAGGACUUCAAAUGCAUCCAAGGCAAUGCUUUCAUACAGUCGGCCAUAUUUCAUGAAUACACAAUCAAAGAAGAACAGUUGACCUUCAAAAUCAACCUUAAUGUUCUGUUGGAGUGUCUGACUAUUUUUGGUAGCAGCUCAGUCACUGGUGUGAUGACCAGCCUCAAGAUGUGCUACAGUGGUUAUGGGUCACCACUGGUGCUGAUACUGGAGGAAGAUGGUGUCCUCACAGACUGCAGCAUCAAAACUAUGGAACCAGAAGAAGUAUUGGACUUCGAUUUCUGCACUGAGAAUGUUGUCAACAAAAUCAUCAUGAAGUCAGAAUGUCUUCGUGAAGCAUUCAGUGAAUUAGAUAUGACCAGUAGUGUUUUAGAGUUUCUUCUCUCACCUGAUCCACCAUACUUCAGGAUGUCUACGUUUGGAAAUGCUGGACGCACACAUUCUGAUUUUCCACGAGAUUCUGAUAUGAUUGAAUCUUUCCAGUGCCAAGCUACCCAGACUAAUAGGUAUAAAAUCUUACUUUUAAAGCCAUCAGUGAAAGCACUGGCCAUCUCUUCACGUGUUUCCAUCAGGGUUGACAGACGUGGCUUCCUUUCUCUCCAGUUUAUGAUAAAAAAUGAAGAUGGACAAGUCUGUUUUGUGGAGUUUUAUUGUGUUCCAGAUGAAGAUGAAGAACCAGAAGAUUGAAUUUUGGUAGAGAAACCAGUUCUUAAAUUGAAAUUUCAAUUCUUGAAAAGUAAUAAGAACUUCAGACCAUGAAGAUAGAACUGGAUUUUCACAGAACAGAAAAUACAAGCUUCAUCUUAUUAUGCCUACCAACUGUCUUUGGUGAAGGAUUUGAACAUAAAAAAAACCAUAAUUAUGUCAGUCCAACUCAUACCAGCAUGGAAAACCGGCAUUAAUGGAAAAUGAUGUUAGCCAUCUACCAACUUUUUCUGUUUUUCUCAUAAUUGCAGUAAGCGACUGUCCUCAUGAACAAACUUCAUUACACCCACUCACUCAUGAACAAACUUCAUUACAUGAAACAAGGGGUAAAUUUCAAAAUACUUUUCUCUCUGAGGGAAAGCAAAGUGGCAGCUAUAAAGUUUUGUAUAUUAUUUGUUUGUUUUAUAUGGAAUAUUUAAUUAAAAUAAACUGGAAAUGGUU